AUGCAAAGGGCCACCAAUGAAUGGAACGCGACUGAGACCGGGCCCUGGGAUUGGAGGUUGAACAAGGAAAACGUCACACGAUUUAUGGAAGAGGGUAUUCGCAGGAUGGAAUCCAACGAAAGCUAUGUGACGCUGGGUAUGCGCGGCCCAAGUGAUAGUGCGAUAGUUGGUGACGAUGCCCUGGAGAUACUUCAAGAAGUUUUUGAAGUCGAGCGUCAGAUCUUCAAAGAAGUACUAGGUGAUCAGAAAGUGAACCGUAAGAAAGCAUGGACGAUAUAUAAGGAAGUGGCGACGUACUAUGCAGCCGGACUCAACCCUCCCGAUGAUGUCACUAUCAUCAUGCCCGAUGAUAACCAUGGCCAGAUUCUGCGGUUACCCACUGGUAACGAGACUGCUAGGGAAGGCGGUGCUGGUGUUUACUUUCACUUCGAGUAUUUUGGUAGGCCGCGAUCGUACAAGUGGUCAAAUACCAACAGCUUGUCGAAAGUGUUGAAAGAGCUUUUGCAAGCUUACUGGCGCGAUGCGAACCAGGUUUGGGUCAUCAAUGUGGGUGAUAUCAAGCCUUUGGAGUUACCUCUUGGAUUCGCUAUGGACUUAGCUUGGGAUAUCUCGAAGUUCGACUUCGACAUGAUACCGGAGUAUAUGCGCCUUUACGCCGAGAGGGAGUUCGGCAUAGAAUAUGCAGAUGAUAUUGCGGCUCUAUUGAUGGAGUUCAACUAUCUCAUUGGAAUGCGCCGCUUUGAGAUGGUCCAACCAGACACGUACUCAGUAUUGAACUAUCAUGAAGCGGAAACGGUCCUGACAAGAUGGAACACGCUUGCGCGCCGAACCAAAACACUAUACGACCAGAUGCCGGACGAUCACAAAGCCGCAUUCUACGAGCUCCUGUUCUAUCCCCUAGUAUCGGGCGCCACAUACUACGCAGUAAACGUUCGCACUGGGAUGAACUACCGUCAUGCUAUGGAGCGAAGGAACUCUGCAAACGCCCUUGCUCAUCAGAUUUUGGCCGACUUCGAAUAUGACUACGAUCUAGUUGAAGGUUUCGACGCUGUCCUGGAUGGAAAAUGGCGUAACAUCAUGUCUCAGGCCAAACUCGAGACAUUCGACACAGGAAAGCCCAAGAAUUGGAUGAACCCAUCUCGUGACAUAGUGUCAAAUCUCUCCUUCGUUCAACUGCGUCAAAACAUGCAGUUCUCCGUCGGCAAUCUUGGUAUCUAUGCGGAGGGCUCCAAUAGUCCACUCGACCAGGGCCGAUGGGCUGAGUCAAUCGAUCCAUCGUUGCCUUUCACCAAGUCACCAGCCAAGGUACCGGAGAUGAGUCCCUAUGGGCCUCGUCAGCGGACUAUUGAUCUCUUUAUGCGAGGUGACUACCGCAUUCCGCUCGACUGGCAGCUCGGUGAUAUCGCGGUGGAUUGGCUAUCGAUAACACCAAGCUCUGGUAAACUCAACCAGACCGUCGACGAACAACGCCUCAACAUCACCAUCGACUGGACACGGGUGCCAGAAGGAUACAACGACACCGUAGAGGUUGAUGUAACAUCAACGCCAUCAUUCUAUCCAUAUUACGAUAUCAUACAUGUUCCAGUGAACAAUUUUAAAGUACCCAGCGAUUUCCAAGGCUUCCCAGAAACAGCAGGUUACAUAUCCAUUGAGAGCCCGCAUUAUCAGCGCUCGUCGCUCGGUAACGGCACUGCAUACAACACGGUAUCGUUUGCUCAUAUCCCCUACUUGGGCACGCGCACCGAAUCUGGCUCUAUCGCAAUACGACCUUUCCAUGCUGCCCGGGCUUCUCUUGAAGACGCUAGUAAGGCAUUUGUCGACUACGACAUCUAUCUCUUCAACCAUACCACUGCCCUAAACGCCACAAUAUACAUCAAUGCCUGCCUAGAUACCGACCCGAAUCUUCUUAUGGAGUUCUCGCUUUCCCUUGAUGACAACCCUCAACACUUCACGCGUAUGUUGGGUGACCCGAAGGACGCGGGCGAUGUGCCACCGGAGUGGACCAGUGAAGUGAUGAAUCAGGUUUGGACGAGGAAGGUCAGUCUUGGUGAAGUAGCGGAAGGGAAGCACACGCUUCGUUGGAGUGUCAAUAGUCCGGAGGUUUACUUGGAGAAGCUUGUUCUAGAUACUAGGGGCGGGGUCAAAGACAGCUAUCUAGGGCCACCAGAGACGAUGAUGGUAGGAUAUACAUGA
Messenger RNA from Alternaria ventricosa, 2193 nucleotides. RefSeq lists its product as uncharacterized. Lineage: Eukaryota; Fungi; Ascomycota; Dothideomycetes; Pleosporales; Pleosporaceae. The coding region runs from base 1 to 2193 and encodes 730 amino acids. The record is from RefSeq and is a predicted model, not a curated record. The transcript has 3 exons.